This is a messenger RNA of Arabidopsis thaliana (thale cress), 1630 nucleotides long. RefSeq names its product pyruvate dehydrogenase complex E1 alpha subunit (gene E1 ALPHA). Gene Ontology annotation, molecular function: pyruvate dehydrogenase (acetyl-transferring) activity; oxidoreductase activity, acting on the aldehyde or oxo group of donors, disulfide as acceptor. Gene Ontology annotation, cellular component: mitochondrial matrix. NCBI's taxonomy places the organism in Eukaryota, Viridiplantae, Streptophyta, Magnoliopsida, Brassicales, Brassicaceae. The record is from RefSeq and is marked reviewed. The coding region runs from base 236 to 1405 and encodes 389 amino acids. Gene Ontology annotation, biological process: pyruvate decarboxylation to acetyl-CoA. The transcript is spliced from 7 exons.
AUCACAUUUGAGUUUGAUUAUAUAAUAUGAUUUUAAGAGAAUAUGAAUAUAUAUUGACUCUUUUAUCACAGGUGUCACGUGACUCACGUGAGGCUGUGUACGGAAAACCUUCUUAUCCUCUCAGAGUCUCUUAUAUUAGGAUCGCUAUCUACUGCUUCACUGAAAUUGUCCUCUCAGUUCCUACGCGAAGUUUUCAACAGAUUCGCCGGAGAAUCUUCGAAUCAACGGCGGAGAAAUGGCUCUAUCACGCCUCUCAUCACGAUCCAACAUCAUCACUCGUCCCUUCUCCGCCGCCUUCAGCCGAUUAAUCUCAACGGACACAACUCCGAUCACAAUCGAGACUUCGCUUCCUUUCACAGCUCACUUAUGUGAUCCACCGUCACGCUCCGUCGAAUCAUCGAGUCAAGAGCUUCUCGAUUUCUUCAGAACCAUGGCGUUGAUGCGACGUAUGGAAAUCGCAGCCGAUUCGCUUUACAAAGCGAAGCUAAUCCGAGGGUUUUGUCAUCUCUACGACGGCCAAGAAGCUGUAGCUAUAGGCAUGGAAGCUGCGAUUACAAAGAAAGACGCGAUUAUUACUGCUUAUCGUGAUCACUGUAUUUUCUUAGGUCGUGGUGGUUCGCUUCAUGAGGUUUUCUCAGAGCUUAUGGGAAGACAAGCUGGUUGUUCUAAAGGGAAAGGUGGAUCUAUGCACUUCUAUAAGAAGGAAUCGUCGUUUUACGGUGGUCAUGGGAUUGUUGGUGCUCAGGUUCCAUUAGGUUGUGGUAUUGCUUUUGCUCAGAAGUAUAACAAGGAAGAGGCUGUCACAUUUGCUUUGUAUGGUGAUGGUGCUGCGAAUCAGGGACAGUUGUUUGAAGCUUUGAAUAUUUCUGCUCUUUGGGAUUUGCCUGCAAUUUUGGUCUGCGAGAACAAUCACUAUGGAAUGGGAACUGCUGAAUGGAGAGCCGCUAAGAGUCCAUCUUACUACAAGCGUGGUGAUUAUGUUCCUGGACUCAAGGUAGAUGGUAUGGAUGCAUUUGCUGUCAAACAAGCUUGCAAAUUUGCUAAGCAGCAUGCGUUGGAGAAGGGGCCAAUAAUUCUUGAGAUGGACACAUACAGGUACCACGGUCACUCCAUGUCUGAUCCUGGGAGCACAUACCGUACCCGAGAUGAGAUAUCUGGUGUGAGGCAGGAACGGGAUCCAAUUGAGAGAAUAAAGAAGCUGGUACUAUCUCAUGACCUAGCAACCGAGAAAGAGCUUAAGGAUAUGGAGAAGGAAAUUAGAAAAGAAGUAGAUGACGCCAUUGCCAAAGCUAAGGAUUGCCCAAUGCCAGAGCCUUCUGAGCUCUUUACCAAUGUGUAUGUGAAGGGAUUUGGCACCGAGUCAUUUGGACCUGACAGAAAAGAAGUCAAAGCUUCCCUUCCAUGAUCAUGGAGCUCUUGUUCGUUAAACUGCCACGUGUCAUGAGAAAGUUGGCUGAUAGAGAAAUCUAUGAAUAUGAAUAAAGAUCUGAUUGUAUACUCUCUCUCUCCCCCCCCUUCUGAACUUUAAUCUCUCUGUAUCUUUGUUUACAAACAUAAGGAGAAACAAUGUUAUUCUUGUGAAGCUUUAGUAGUCUCGUGUUUAAUAUUCAAGCAAUCGAGUUGAGAUCUC